CAGAGUUACAUCCCAAAAUUCAAUCAUUCCUUUUUUCUUCAUCUUCGUGUGUCCCUUAUUCCCAUAUUGUUUUCUUCCUUGGCACCUCGAUCCGACCGGACGGCCUGUGCCCCGUCUUUUAUUCCGUUCUCAGAAACGCUCCGGUCCCCAAGGCAUGGGCACUUGCGGGCACCAGACCAACUAAAAGGAAGACCAGAUCUCCCGAAGCCAUAUUGGAUCGUCCAUUGAUCCCAUCCUCUUUCCAACGGGUUCUCAUGUGAACGGACGGCCUCACGAAACGCCCCGGCCUGCGCUUGGAAAAUCGAUAAACUCUAGAAGAAUUGCGGAGGAGCUCGUCAUUUGCUGUUUGCGAAGCCACCAUGAGUUCCAGCGGGGGAGAUGCGAAGCUGUUCGCCAGGGGAAAAGUCGCGGAGUUGCGACAAGAGCUCAACAGCGGCGGCAAGAAGGAUAAGAACCUUUCUGCGAAAAAAAUCGCCCUCAAGAAAAUUGUCGCCAACAUGACCAUGAGCAACAAUGAUAUGGUCGCCUUGUUCCCCGAUGUGAUCGGUUGUAUGAAUUUGCCCAGCUUGGAGAUAAAGAAGAUGUGCUUUCUGUUCCUCGUCAACUAUUCGAGAAUGAAACCCGAUGUUGCGUUGAAAGCGCUGCCAAUUCUAGUGGAUGAUAUGGAGGCCUCCAACCCGCUGGUGCGUGCCUUGGCUUUGCGGACCAUCUCUUAUGUUCAUGUUCGCGAGUUUGUCGAGGCUACGAUUCAACCCGUCAAACGCUUGAUGGGAGAUCAGGAUCCAUAUGUUCGCAAGACCUCAGCUUUCUGCGUUGCCAAGCUCUACGAACACGACAAGAAAAUGGUCGAGAGCUCCGACCUGAUCGACCGGCUCAACAGGAUGCUUAAGGAUGAGAACCCUACGGUCGUUUCCAGCGUUCUCGCCUCUUUGGUGGAUAUCUGGGGACGGAGUGAAUCCAUUUCUCUGACAAUCGACUACACAAGUGCCUCGAAAUUGGUCUCGAUUCUGCCAGAUUGCUCCGAGUGGGGUCAGACUUAUAUUCUCGAAGCACUUAUGUCAUAUCUUCCACAAGACUCGGCAGAAGCACUCUUGCUUGCAGAGCGAAUAGCACCCCGCCUGUCCCACUCUAAUUCUGCUGUCGUUCUGACCUCAAUUCGUGUCAUUCUCUAUCUUAUGAACUACAUUGCCGAUGAAAGACACAUCACUUCCUUAUCGAAAAAGCUGUCGCCACCGCUCGUCACUCUGUUAUCCAAGCCGCCAGAAGUUCAGUACCUAGCACUUCGCAACGCCAUUCUUAUUUUACAGAAAAGACCCGAGGUCCUACGGAACGACAUUAGGGUGUUUUUCUGUAACUACAACGACCCAAUUUAUGUCAAAGUGACCAAACUCGAAUUGAUAUUCAUGUUGACUACCGAAGAGAACAUCUCCAUUGUUCUGGCGGAGUUGCGAGAGUAUGCAACUGAAAUCGAUGUCCAUUUCGUUCGCAAGGCUGUUCGUGCCAUUGGAAAACUGGCAAUUAAGAUCGAGUCGGCCGCGCGACAAUGUAUCGACACCCUUCUGGAAUUGGUGGACGCCAAAAUCCCUUAUAUCGUGCAGGAGGCGACAGUGGUCAUUCGCAAUAUUUUCCGCAAAUAUCCCAACCAGUACGAAAAUAUCAUCGGUCACGUUAUCCAGAAUAUCGACGAGCUCGAUGAGCCAGAGGCAAAGGCCGCAGUUAUAUGGAUCAUUGGACAGUACGCAGACCGAAUCGAAAAUUCCGACGGACUUCUUCAGGACUAUUUGGCCACAUUCCACGACGAAGGCAUUGAAGUGCAGCUUGCUCUGCUUACGGCCACUGUGAAGUUUUUCAUCCAGCGACCCACAAAGGGCCAGCAGAUCGUGCCGCAGGUCUUGAAGUGGUGUACUGAAGAGACGGACGAUCCAGACCUUAGAGACCGAGGCUACAUGUACUGGCGUCUACUUUCAACUGACCCAACGGCGGCAAAGAACGUUGUCAUGGGCCAAAAGCCUCCGAUCAGUGCGGAAAGCGAGAAACUAGACUCUCGAACUCUUGAGGAACUUUGUCUAAACGUCGGUACGCUUGCAACCGUGUAUCUGAAGCCGGUCCAGCAAGUGUUCCGUGCCGCGCGCACCAGGCGACUACAGUAUAGCCCUGCCCUGCAGAAAAGCCGGGAGCAGAACGGAAAUAGCGUCUGGCAGACUGCACCUUCCCCAACAGAAACCACCACUGGCGCAGCCACAGUUUCCUCUCCCACAAACGGCUUUUCAUCCGGCACUGGUGACAUGAAUGCUGCGGUAGGCGCAGCGGACGCCUAUUUCAACGGCGUCGGUAGCCAGCAGAUGGCUGCCCUUGACCUAGGCGGUCGUGGGGAUGGGGGAGCCGGAGGCGGUGGUGUUUCGGAGACCCAGUAUGUUGUCAACCAGAACCAGCAGGGGGUGUACCAGCCCCAGCUGGCUGGAGGGGCAGCGACAGGCGAGUUAUUGUUGUUGUAAUGUAGUAUAGCCUUCUUUGAGAUUCUGUUUUAGACCUUUCAUUGUUGAUCAUAUUCUAGCGAUCUUGACUGCAGGGACUCGUGAUACCUAUUUUAUAAUACUGCAAUCAUCCAGAAAACCCUGUCCUUCAUCCAGGUAAUAUAGAGGUUUAAUGUGCAUUUUUAGAAUUCAUCACUACCUUUUUUAAUUAUGUCAGGUAAUAAUAGAAACAAGGAUUGAAUGUUAUCG
Aspergillus wentii DTO 134E9 is the source of this 2723-nucleotide messenger RNA. Its product is annotated as putative AP-2 adaptor complex subunit beta. Gene Ontology annotation, molecular function: clathrin binding. Bases 360 to 2495 code for a protein of 711 amino acids. NCBI's taxonomy places the organism in Eukaryota, Fungi, Ascomycota, Eurotiomycetes, Eurotiales, Aspergillaceae. Gene Ontology annotation, biological process: vesicle-mediated transport; intracellular protein transport. The transcript is spliced from 6 exons. The record is from RefSeq and is a predicted model, not a curated record. Gene Ontology annotation, cellular component: membrane coat.